CUGCUGGUGCGCAGCCGCGCUGCCGGUUGUCUGGCCAGUGGUGGCGGCGGCGCGGUGCUGGAGACUCCUAUCUCUGGGACAGGGUGGUGGAGGCGGAGUCCGUGGCGGCGGCGGAUCAGGUGCUGACCUGAGUUCAUGAAGUGUUAAAUCAGAUAUUACUGAACGAUUUGGAGUCAAGUUUACCUGCCAGUUUCCAACUGCGUAAUCAAGCUGUCAUUUUUGACCAUGUGCCUUUAGGUGGUGCUGUCGGUAAUUUAUUUGGGUACUUGAGGUGACUAUCAAGAUGUUGUCCUACUCGAGCAGAAUUUCAGCCUUUGAAACUAGACAUCCUUUGGAAACAGAUGCUCAAGAAACUGGAAUAGAUCCAUUACAAAAUGAACUGGUAAAAAAUGAUGAUGAUGGUGAGAAUAAUGAAAACGAGGAAACAAAAAUCCUUUCAGAAUUUGACAAUGGGAAAUACAGCUCCUAUAGCAAGGAGUGGGAAGACCUGUUUGAACACAGUAAUUACUUUGCAAGAAUAAGACUGAUGGGGAUUAAUGGGCAGUUGAGAAGCAGCCGCUUCCGAAGUGUUUGUUGGAAGCUGUUCUUGGAAGCUCUGCCUGAGGAUAAAAAGCAGUGGCUUAAUAAAGUAGCAGAAUUAAGAUCUCACUAUGAACAGAUAAAAGAAAUUCAUAUCACAAACCCUCGGAAAGCCGCUGGACAGCAAGAUCUAAUUGUCAAUAACCCACUUUCACAGGAUGAAGGGAGUCUUUGGAACAAGUUUUUUCAGGAUAAAGAACUUCGAGCAAUGAUUCAGCAAGAUGUGACAAGAACGUUUCCUGAAAUGCAGUAUUUCCAACAGGAAAGUGUGAGGCAUAUCUUGACAGAUAUCCUGUUUUGUUAUGCGAGGGAAAAUGAGCAGCUGCUUUACAAGCAGGGCAUGCACGAACUACUGGCUCCCCUUGUCUUUGUUCUGCACUGUGAUCACCAAGCCUUCUUGCAUGCAAGUGAAACAGCAAAUCCAAGUGAGGAAAUGAAAGCACUCCUCAACCCUGAAUUCUUGGAACAUGAUGCUUAUGCAAUGUUUUCGCAACUUAUGGACACUGCAGAACCAUGGUUUUCGAGCUUUGAAAGAGAAAUAAGAAAGGGUAAAGAGGAGAUGGUUACAGCUGUGCCCUUUGCAAGACCUCAGGAUUUGGGACCAUCACUUGCUAUAGUUUCUAAAGUGAAUCGCAUUCAAGAUCAGUUAUUAAAAAAAUAUGACGCAGAGCUUUACAUGCACCUCAAUCGACUUGAAAUAGCUCCUCAGAUUUAUGGAAUACGAUGGGUCAGACUUUUGUUCGGAAGAGAAUUUCCCCUUCAGGACCUUUUGGUGAUCUGGGAUACGUUAUUUGCUGACAGUGUCACCCUGGAUUUAGUUGAUUAUAUUUUUCUAGCAAUGGUGUUAUACAUAAGGGAUGUCUUAAUUGCCAGUAACUAUCAGACUUGCCUUGGACUGCUUCUCCAUUAUCCUUCUAUAGAAGAUGUCCAUUCUUUUAUCCAGAAGUCACUCUUUUUAAGAGAUCCAAAGAACAAUCCAAGACCAAUGAAUUACCAGUUCCAACAGAAUCUAGAUUAUUACAGGGCACGUGGCGCUGAAAUUGUAAACAAGACACGUGUUGGGGCAAAGGUUGCUCCUCUCAACAUCAACAAGGUGUCCAGCAGUUUACUGAACCUUGGACGGAAGUUGAUAAAUCCAGCUAUCUUAGUUGGGGGCACCAGUGGUUUACAAAAUUUUGGUACAAACUACAGCCAUCCUUCACCUCAGCCAUCGUCCCAAAAAGUAAUGGUGGAGCACACUCAGCAACACCAGCAACAGCGAAUGAUGAAAUCGGAAAGCAUGCCUGUGCAACUCAGCAAAGGACAGAUAGUUACAGGAGAUGAUGCUAAGGCUUGUAUCCCUGUCAAGACUAUAACUGAGCUUCCAGGUCACAGCAGCAGUCACGUUAGUGCUUCACCAAGUACUGAGAGUUUGCCCACUGCGAGGGAUAACACAGCAUCCCCUCCACAUUCUACUGCUAAAAAGGAUUCAUUCUUUAGUACAAUCUCUCGUUCACGAUCGCACAGUAAAACAAUGGGUGGCCGAAAAGAUACGGAGGACGAAUUGGAGAGCCAAGUCUCAUUUCUGCAAGGUCAACUGAAUGACCUCGAGGCAAUGUGCAAAUUCUGUGCCAAGAUGAUGAAUACACAUAUAUGCAAAAUACAGGAUGUGAUUCUAAAGGAAAAUCUUCAAAAGGAGGAUGAAGUUUUGGUAUCACUGGCUGGACUCAAGCAGAUUAAAGACAUUCUGAAAGGCUCCCUGCGUUUUAACCAGAGCCAGCUGGAGGCCGAGGAAAACGAAGAGAUUACAAUAGCAGAUAACCAUUACUGUACCAAUAACCGAGCAGAGGGGGAGAGCAUAAAGCUGCCACAAGCUGACAGGGAGAUGCAGGCCACGGUGAAAACUGAAGAGGUCACAUCGCUGACUUCCCUGAAUUCAGACGGUAGAAAUUCAGAUGACUACAUCUUAGUCUCAAAGGAAGAUGAUGACUUAAUGCACGAGCACUUAUCCAAGAAACUGGAAGCCACAGGAGCCACAUCAGAGAAACAACAAACCUUACGAGCAUCCCAUGCCUCUGAAGCGACUGGAAAACACACACCGCAGUCUUCCGUCUUCUCUGACCCUCUGACAGGUGGGGUUCUGUGCCUACCAUCCAGCAACUCGGAAUCCAGUCCAGAUGACGACAGCAGCAACAGCAAGGAUUCCGAUUUCACAAUUGUCAGCCCUCUGGACAUCUGAAAGGUUCUGAGUCAGAACUACUCUCCCCAUCAAUGCAAACGCCAUUUAUCUGCACACUAACAAAAUUCCAUAAGGAUUGAUUAACAACUGAAACUCUCCUCCCUCAGUUUGAAGGUGGUAUAAUGUUUAUAUAUACCUGUGUUUAAUAAAGAAUAUUGGAAUGUAAUUAAAUGUUGGGUCACAGACAUCAAAUGUAACUCCUUACCUUUUGACUAACUCACUUCCACACCACUCAUCAGAUAUCUUUGAGCUUCUCUCCCAAGUAGGUCAGACUGUUAUGCCUUGUAAGAUGGGUUUUUUCUUACGGUGGUCAAGAGUAUACAAACCAGUGCAGAAAUCGGUCUGGAGAUUGUGCCCGUUUCACUGCACUGCACCUGCACUCUCACCUCAGCAGAAAAAGGACUUUGGGAGUUUUAUUGUUCAAAACAAAAUAUAACAAUUUCAGACAUUGAAAUUAUAUGGGUAUUUCUAAUAACUAUUGGAGGGAUAAAGAUUUUAAUUAAUUAAUAAUGGUACUCCCCCCCCCCCCCCCCCACAAGUUUGUGAUGGCAUUUUGAAAUGCAGAAAAGCACGAGUGUCUUUUCCCUUUGUAGAAGCACUGGACCUCUUAGUCCCUGGAUCCUUAACGCCUCUAUCAAUUAAUGAUUAUACAGGUACAUGAAAUCAGACUUUUGCCGUUUUAUUAAUCUGCCAAUUUGAUUCCGAGUCUGGAGCUUUAUAGCCCUUUAUUCUAAUUGCUGUUUGAAUACUUCAUCAAAGUAAUACUGAAAUGUGUUUACAUUGUGCUUCCAAUUUUACAAAUAUUAGCAAUGAUAUCUUUAUUCAAAUACUUUCUCUUGUAUGUACUCUCGCCUUGGAGCAAUUUGCAAAGUUGGGCACUGGGGGCUUCAUGAAUAUCUAGUCAAUAUUGCUGAGUAGUUGUUUUAAAAGUAGCCGCAUGUAUAUUUUAUACUGUUUCUACUAUACGAAUCUGCUGCAUUCCACCAAGCAAUUACUGUAACACAGAUUUUGCUUCCAUUGGUGGUACUUGAUUCUACAAAUUAUUGCUACAAAGCUUAAUUUUGGAUGUGGUAUAAGAACGUGUAGUGUGUAACUGAGAAAAAUCACUGGAAAGCAUUGUACCAAGAUUUACUGUAGCGUUUUUAUGAAAAAUCUCUUAACCUUUUAAUACAUCUUAAAUCUUCAGUGAGCCACCGAGAAACUACUUAGAAUGUAUACCAAAUGCCAUAUCCAAAUGAUGUGCUUAUUGAAGUAUUGACCUAUUAUAUAGAAAACAAUGUUAUUAAACAAAAUUGUCAGUAGAAAAAGAUUUUUUUUACCGAAUAGAUUUACAGGACCAUGUAUUGUACCGAGGAUAAAACUAUUUGCACAACCUGUAAUUUAUUCUGAACUAUACAAAUUAAAUUGCAGAAGAUAAUUUUGUCCAGAAACAUAAUGAUGAUUCUAAUAGUGCAGAACUUGCUUAAUGAAUUGAAAUAUUACAAACAUUAAAAAAAUGAAUAAAAUUAUCAAUAGACCA
Molecule: messenger RNA, 4316 nt
Organism: Amblyraja radiata (thorny skate)
Lineage: Eukaryota; Metazoa; Chordata; Chondrichthyes; Rajiformes; Rajidae
Gene: tbc1d5
Product: TBC1 domain family, member 5
Exons: 24
Coding region: 284-2797 (837 amino acids)
Biological process (GO): activation of GTPase activity
Molecular function (GO): GTPase activator activity
Source: RefSeq, a predicted model, not a curated record